This is a messenger RNA of Varanus komodoensis (Komodo dragon), 1473 nucleotides long. RefSeq names its product galactokinase 1 (gene GALK1). Lineage: Eukaryota; Metazoa; Chordata; Lepidosauria; Squamata; Varanidae. Gene Ontology annotation, biological process: galactose metabolic process; carbohydrate phosphorylation. Gene Ontology annotation, molecular function: galactokinase activity; ATP binding. The record is from RefSeq and is a predicted model, not a curated record. Bases 83 to 1270 code for a protein of 395 amino acids. Gene Ontology annotation, cellular component: cytosol; cytoplasm. The transcript is spliced from 8 exons.
AGAGAGGCAUCCGCGCUUUUGCUCUCUUCGCGUGCAGCUUGGCUCCAGCUGCAGCCAUUGCUGCAACCCAAAGAUCAGAACCAUGGAAAGGCCGAACGAUUCCGACCUUGCAUCGCUGUUGGCGGCCGCCCGGAGUGUGUAUAAAAAGACUUUCGGAGGGGCGGAUCCCAAGAUCGCUGUGUCGGCGCCGGGAAGAGUCAAUUUGAUCGGAGAGCACACGGAUUACAACCAAGGCUUCGUGCUGCCUAUGGCCUUGCAAAUGGGCACUGUGAUGGUCGGGAGCCCAAGGGAAGAUGGACUAAUAUCCAUUGUCACCACUGCGGAGGAAGUGGGAGAGCCCCAAAGCGUGCAGUUCCAGGCUCCAAGGGAAGGUGGUGACUUGAAGCCAGGAGAACCUCGCUGGGCUAAUUAUGUGAAGGGGGUUAUCCAGCAUUAUAAAGCUGGCCCUCUCCCUGGCUUUGAUGCAAUCAUAGCCAGUAAUCUUCCACUUGGUGGUGGUCUUUCAAGUUCUGCAUCCUUAGAGGUGGCUACAUAUACCUUCUUACAGCAGCUCUGCCCAGACGAUGGCGAUCCAGUCGCUAAGGCAUUAGUAUGCCAGAAAGCAGAGCACACCUUUGCGAUGAUGCCUUGUGGUAUCAUGGACCAGUUCAUCUCUGUCAUGGGGAAGGAGGGCCAUGCCUUGCUGUUAGACUGCAGGUCGCUGGAGACUCGCCUGGUACCUUUGGUGGACCCAGAUUUAGUCAUCCUCAUCACCAACUCCAAUGUUCGGCACACCUUGACAGGGAGCGAGUACCCCACACGCCGGCGCCAGUGUGAAGAGGCAGCGAAGGCCCUCGGCAAGGCAAGCCUGAGAGAAGCCAGUCAGGCAGACUUAGAGGGCUCUCAGGCCCUCCUAAGCGAGGAGGUGUACAGGCGUGCCAGGCAUGUAAUUGGAGAGAUAGAGCGCACUGUUGGAGCAGCAGAAGCACUGCAGUCUGGGGACUAUAAGAGAUUUGGACAACUAAUGGUGGAGAGUCACAAUUCCUUACGGGAUGACUAUGAUGUCAGCUGUUUGGAAUUGGAUGAGUUGGUAUCUGCUGCCUUGGAGAUCCCUGGGGUUUACGGCAGCCGAAUGACCGGCGGGGGAUUCGGAGGUUGUACCGUUACUCUGCUUGAAUCUGGAGCAGCAGAAAAGGUUCUGCAACACAUCCAAGAAAAAUACAGUGGGACAGCAACCUUCUUUUUCACAAAGCCUUCUGAUGGAGCUAGAGUACAUCCUCUGCCUUGCUAGUUCAGCUAAAUAGCCUCUAUGCAAGAGCUUCCUGUAACCAGCGAAUAAGAGGCUUGCAAGCUGUGCCCACCUGCACGAUCGAUCUAUUUGGAACAAAGACUUCUGCUUCUUACACACAAGGAAAUACUUUGAAAACUUACAUUGGUACUGUUCCUUUUUUUACAGAAAAUAAUUGAUGUAAUUAAAAAUUAAUUUUACACUCA